GUGUUGGGCCGGGUCGUCAGGGGGACGUACCCUGGGUCGACGUCGCGCAGUCCGGGUUGUCGCAGCCUGGGUGGCUCUUCACGCCUCACUGCGGCGUAGCCUCGAGUCCCCCGAGAUCCCAGCGGGGUGUGGGGAGGUGAUCUCACCACUCACUGCUCUGUUGGCAGUUUCCAAAUCUCUAUCUCAGAUUUCUCUGUGCAUUCCAGGUCCUUCCAUUCAGCAGCCUCUUGGAUAUCUCCCACAGGAUGUUCUCAAGACAUACAAGAAUUAAAUUCUGAAUAAGUCUACAGGUAGAAUGGACAGUUAUUUUAAAGCAGCUGUCAGUGACUUGGACAAGCUUCUUGAUGAUUUUGAGCAGAACCCAGAUGAACAAGAUUAUCUCCAAGGUGCUCAGAAUGCAUAUGCUUCUAACCACUGCUCAGUUUCUUCAGAGUUGGCUUCCUCACAGCUAACUUUACUGCUAUCAAAGGACCAGAGAUGUGUUAGUAGCUCUCCAUCACCAGAGACAUGCUGUGAAACAAAUGAGGGCUUUCUCAAUGAAAAAAUGCAUGAGGGAUUAACUUCUAGACAAAGUGAAAAAAACGUGACAGGACUUGAUCUCCUUUCUUCCGUGGAUGCUAGUACUUCAGAUGAGAUCCAGCCUUCAUGUAUGAGACAAUGUAGUAAACCGGUCUGUGACCUGAUAAGCGACAUGGGUAACUUAGUUCAUGCAACUAAUAGUGAGGAAGACAUUAAAAAAUUAUUGCCAGAUGACUUCAAGUCUAGUGCAGAUUCUUUGAUUGCAUUGGAUUCAUCCUCAGUUUCAGAUUCUUUGACUGGGUUGGAUCUGUCUUCAGUUUCACAUGCUCUCUGUGUUUCUUCAAUAGACCAAGGCAGUGAUACUGUACGAGAACAGAAUGAUGUGAAAGCUGAGUUCCAAAGCAGAGAAAUUAGUGGAAUCAAAAAAUUGGGUAUAGAAGUAGAUGCAGCACUUUCAGAUUCUUGUAAAUACUGUGGCACAGAAAAUGUAAAGAAUCAAAAGAUCUCCAAUGAGUUAGAGACAGUUGUUGAUUUUGACAUGUCAUCUUCUUUGACUGAACAAAAUUCUGAAAUAUCUGAAGCCAAAGACAACCCACAACACAAGAGCCUGCCGUGUGAAUCGUUAAAAGACGAUGGCUGUUUGACAGAAGAGAAAGUAGAGAUGGCAGCCACAGAUACAAAGUGUUUAGAAGAAGGUAGCACAGUUGCUUUGCCUUGCAGUAUUCCAGAAAAUGAAGGUAUAUGCCUAAGUGACUCAAGUUCAAGAGAUGAAAAUUUCAAAUUACCUGACUUUUCCUUCCAGGAAAAUAGAACUGCUGUAUUAAUGAAACAAUCUAUAAAAGAAGACACAGUAAAUUUAGACCUUAAAGAUACUAAUGAUGUAGAACAGGUUUCCUCUUCAUCUUUACAUGUUUCAAGUGAAGGUGUACCCUCUCCAUUGUCCUGUGUUCCAUUGUCUGGAUCUUUGUGUGGAUCAUUAAUUGACAGUAAUGCACAUGGUGAUUUUUUACCUCAUGGUGAACCUGAAGAUCAUAAAGAAGAUGCAAUGACUAUACACGAAGAAAUACGGAAGAGUGCUAUUUUAGAUGGGGAGUCCCUCGGGGAGUAUGACCUUUUGAAAAGGAAAAAGUGUAAAACCUUAUUUCUUCUGCCAGUAAAUGACAAGAAAGGGCAUGGAAAGGCUUACCCUGAGCAGGUGGUAAACAGAGGCGACCCUUUGGAGGAUCUUGAUAACACCAGUUCUGUGGCUGCAGAGUCUCAAAUGGCACUCUCUGGGGCUAGUGCCCCAGAGUCUCCUGAUCAUUGUGAAGGCUUCACUUUUGCAAGCAGUGAUAUGGAUGGACAAGAGUUAGAUUACUUUAAUAUUGAUGAAAGCAUUAAAAGCAGCACACUGAUUAGUGAUGCCGAACUUGAUGCUUUUCUGACAGAACAGUAUCUUCAGACCCCUAACACACAAUCUUUUGGAGAAAAUAUAAUUGAUUCAAAGCCUCACAUGAAUGAGAUAGAUGUGAAAGGAUUUAAUGAUGAAAACAUAAAUGAUCUAUACUUCAAUGCUGAAGCAGGAGCUAUUGGGGAAAGUGAUGGUGUUGUGAUUUGUGAAACAGUUGAUAAAGAAAAUAGAAUAGAAAAUGGUAGCCUUUCUUUAGGGGGAAAAAGCACAGUUCUAACUGAGCAAGGGUUACCUAACAGUAUGUCUGAGAUGAUGAAUGAAUUGCCAAUCUCCAAUAUUAACAGCCAAUCUGUUCCUGUUGGAGGGGCUAGACCUAAGCAGUUGCUUAGCCUUCCAUCAAGAACAAAGAGUCCGAAGGAACUGAGUAAGCCAGAUGUUCCAAAUAUGCCAGAAGAUGAACCAAGCACAGCAGAUAGCAUUGCUACAUCCACUUGUACUGCAGAUUGUACAGCUGACCCUCAGGUUAGCUUCAACUCUAAUUACAUUGAUAUAGAAAGUAACUGUGAAGGUGGAUCCAGUUUUGUAACUGCAAACAAGGAUUCUCUGCCUGAAAACAUUUGCAAAGAAGGCUUGGCUUUGGGCCAGAAACAACCUACUUGGGUUCCUGAUUCAGAAGCUCCAAACUGUACGAACUGCCAAGUCAAAUUCACUUUUACCAAAAGGCGACACCACUGCCGAGCAUGUGGGAAAGUAUUUUGUGGUGUCUGUUGUAACAGGAAAUGUAAACUUCAGUAUCUAGAAAAGGAAGCAAGAGUAUGUGUAGUCUGCUAUGAGACUAUUAAUAAAGCUCAGGCAUUUGAAAGGAUGAUGAGUCCAAGUGGUUCUUGUCUUAAGUCUAAUCAUUCUAAUGAAUCCACCACUGUCCAGCCACUUCAGGAGACCCAAACAUCCAGUAUGUCUUCACCUACAGCUUUGCCAGUUUCUGCACUGAAACAACCAAAUGUUGAAGGACUGUGCUCCAAAGAACAGAAGAGAGUAUGGUUUGCUGAUGGCAUAUUGCCUAAUGGUGAAGUUGCAGAUACAACCAAAUUAUCAUCUGGAAGUAAAAGAUGUUCCGACGAGUUUAGUCCUGUCUUACCUGAUAUACCCAUGAUUGUAAAUACAGUGGACCCUAUCCAUUCUACAGCAGAAAAACUAAACAGUGCAGUAGGAGAUUUUACAAGAAAUGAGAUAACUCGGAGUCCUAUUUCUCAUGUUGCAUCUGUGGAAAAACUGCCUAUGAGCACAGACACUGAAGGUUUACCCACUUCUGGUCCCUUGACACUAGAAGAUGAUGUUUUUGUGGAUAUUGAGGAGCCAUCUAGUCCCACUGGUGUCCUUGCUAACAGCAGUGUACCUGCUGCUACUAUCGCAGACUAUAGGUUAUUAUGUGGCAUUGCCGAAUGUGUGUGCAAUAAGUUUAGUCUUCUGCCUGAUGAUGAGGUCACUCUGCCUCCUCUUCUGGCUACAUCUGGGGAAGAGGGGUCAGUUCCUGUAGUACAGGAGUGCCCAUCUCAUGAGCAGGUCAUUUUGCUUCUUGAAGGCGAAGGAUUUCCUCCUGUUACAUUUGUUCUAAAUGCUAAUCUACUUGUGAAUGUCAGAUUAGUAUUUUAUUCUUCAGAUAAAUAUUGGUUCUUCUCAACCAAUGGAUUGCAUGGCUUGGGACAGGCAGAGAUUAUUAUUCUAUUGUUGUGUUUGCCAAAUGAAGAUACAGUUCCUAAGGACAUCUUCAGACUAUUCAUCACCAUAUAUAAGGAUGCUUUAAAAGGAAAAUACAUAGAAAACUUGGACAAUAUUACCUUUACUGAGAGUUUUCUCAAUAGCAAGGAUCAUGGAGGAUUCCUGUUCAUUACACCUACUUUUCAGAAACUUGAUGAUCUCCCAUUACCAAGGAAUCCUUUUCUUUGUGGAAUUCUCAUCCAGAAAUUGGAGAUUCCUUGGGCUAAGGUUUUUCCUAUGCGUUUAAUGUUGAGAUUAGGUGCAGAAUAUAAAGCGUAUCCCACUCCUCUAACAAGUGUCAGAGGCCGAAAACCACUUUUUGGAGAAAUAGGCCACACUAUUAUGAAUUUACUUGUUGAUCUUCGAAAUUACCAGUAUACCUUGCAUAAUAUAGAUCAGCUGUUGAUUCAUAUGGAAAUGGGAAAAAGCUGUAUAAAAAUACCUCGGAAAAAAUACAGUGAUGUAAUGAAGGUAAUAAACUCUUCUAAUGAGCAUGUCAUCAGCAUUGGCGCUAGUUUCAGUUUAGAAGCAGAUUCUCAUCUAGUAUGUGUACAGAGUGAUGGAGCUUAUCAAACCCAGGCCAACAGCGCCACUGGCCAGCCGAGAAAAGUGACAGGUGCAAGCUUUGUAGUAUUCAAUGGUGCUCUAAAAACAUCUUCAGGAUUUCUUGCUAAGUCCAGCAUAGUUGAAGAUGGCUUAAUGGUACAAAUAACUCCAGAGACCAUGGAUGGCCUACGGCUAGCUCUACGAGAACAAAAGGACUUUAAAAUUACUUGUGGGAAAGUUGAUGCUGUAGAUCUCAGAGAGUAUGUGGACAUCUGUUGGGUAGAUUCUGAAGAAAAGAGAAAUAAAGGUGUUAUUAGUUCAGUAGAUGGAAUAUCAUUAGAAGGCUUUCCAAGUGAAAAAAUAAAACUUGAAGCAGAUUUUGAAACGGAUGAGAAGAUUAUAAAAUGUACUGAGGUCUUCUACUUUCUAAAGGACCAAGAUCUAUCUAUUUUAUCGACUGGUUAUCAAUUUGCAAAAGAAAUAGCUAUGGCCUGUAGUGCUGCCCUGUGCCCUCACCUGAAAACUCUAAAGAGUAAUAGAAUGAAUAAAAUUGGACUCAGAGUGUCCAUUGACACAGAUAUGGUUGAAUUUCAGGCAGGCUGUGAAGGCCAGCUUCUGCCCCAGCAUUACCUAAAUGAUCUCGAUAGUGCCCUGAUACCUGUGAUCCACGGUGGGACUUCUAAUUCAAGUUUGCCACUAGAAAUAGAAUUAGCGUUUUUUAUUAUAGAAAACCUUUUUUAGUGAAAGGAUGUGCCAUAUUCUGUGUUGUAAACUGACCUGUUAAAAUGAAUCCCAGCACUAAAGCUGAAAUGCCACAAACACUAAAUGUUUGAUGAUUGAAAUCUAUAACUUUACUUUUAAGGCAGGAAUGAUCUUUCAGAAUCAUUAGCACAAUAUUUAAAUAUCUAAAAAUGUAAGGGAUCCAUCAUUUUUAAAGCUUUAUACUUACUAUAAGAACUAAAAAGACAAAGAUUUCUUAAAACUUAAAAUUUAUAGUAUUUACUGUGUUAUGUAAAUGUUACACCAAAGUAUUUGCACUUAGUUAUACCUCUUUAUGUCAAGAAUGAUUUUAAUGAAGGAAAUAUUGGUUUUGUGUAUAUGCCAGUUAGAAUACUGGUUUCUAAAGUCUGUUAAGAUGUAUUUCAGUAGCACAGACCAGUUUUGAGAUCUUGACUUAUAAUUCUUUGAAUAAAGCCUAUAAUUUAUUUGUAUAAAUGGAAUGGAGACCUACCUCCAUGAUUAGAUAAACUCUGCUUGAUUAAAAUUAGAAUUUUGUCCUUUUUUCUUCUCGUUAUUAUACAGAUAUUUUUCUGAUUAAAUGGGUACUCUUAAAAUAAUUGUGGGUGCUUUGGGGCUUUGUGCUUCUGUUUAAGUUUAUUGUUUUCAUAGCAACAUAUGAUUUGGAAUGUGUUUUAUAAAUCUUUCCUAAUUUACAAGUAGUUAAUAUUUUUGUAUACAGUACAUUAUCUUUCCUCCUUCCUUACAAAGUAUUUAACACUUCUAAUACUGACGACAGGCCAGAUGACCCUUGAGUAGUCAUUAUGUAGCAAUAACUGAAGCCUGGAACAGCUUUAUUUUUUUACUUCCAUGUUAAUUCUUAAAUAUUUCUUUACAACUCUACAUAUUUUCAUUGACAUCAAUGUAUGAAGUAUAAAUUUUAACAAAGUUGUUACUUUCGCAUAUUUUAAAUUCUUGAUAUGGUAGUUAUUUUUUAUAAUGGGAUAUUUAACAUAAGUUAAAAGCUGUUACAGAGCUUUCUUGUUUAAUUCAAACAGGAAAAAAAAAAGAAAAAAGUGUCAUUUAUUCUAUAAAGUCUAAUCAUUAUUUUAAUGCCUUUUUAUUAUGGGGAAUAUAUUUUUUGUAUCAAAACACUCACUGUAUAUAUCAAGAAAAAGAAACCACACUAAAUAACCCUGUUUUAAGAAAAAUAUUUAUAAAGCAUCUCAACUUAAAGAUCAAACCAAGUCCAUAACUCAGGAUCUAAGGUCUUAUAGGAGAGACCAAAAAUUGUAAUGUGUCUGGGCAUUGUGGUCCCUGCUGAAUCAUAUUUGUAGUACUAGCCAAAGAUGUAUUUGGAGAAUAUCAUUCUUCUGGAAAUAGCUACUUUCUAAACAAUGUGAAAUGUGACAGAUAUAAAUAAAAUGGCAACAUAUAACUCAUGAAAUUUUUUGAAAUGAUACAAAAAUUGUAUGUCGGGCUCAAUUUAUGUUUUAAUGUGUCUAUUUCUCAGUAUAUUAUAUGCUUAUUUUGUAGUAUAAUUGUACAAUUUAUGAAUAUUGAACUUAGCAAGCAGUUGCUGACUCUUCCAUGAUAAGUAACAUUGAAUUUGUUUUUGUAAAGUAUCUACACUUGACAAAAAUCAGAAUUCUGCUUAGAGUUUGGAGGCAUAUUUCAAAGCAUUUGUUGGAGAUGGAAUUUUCUGAAUACAUUUGCCAUAUAUGUGGUCAUACUCUUCAUUUGACACAUACCUGGAAAUUGUAGUUUUUUAAGAUUAAGCUUUUUUAAGAAAUCAGAUGGCUCCUUGUAAUCCAUUUGUAAGAAUCUGUGUGGUCUUGUGACUUUUAAUGCAACUCAGUUUCUCUGAGUUUUGAAAUGAGAAGUGAAAUAUAGCCCAAUUGUUUUCUUUAUCUGUGGAACAAAUUGUAUGUGUCUAUGUGUAUGCUAUAUGUAAAACCAGGUUUCAUCUGUUGGAAAAUAAAAUUUUUCUUUCUUGGAACUGCA
Nannospalax galili (Upper Galilee mountains blind mole rat) is the source of this 6934-nucleotide messenger RNA. It is a transcript of the gene Zfyve16, whose product is annotated as zinc finger FYVE-type containing 16. NCBI's taxonomy places the organism in Eukaryota, Metazoa, Chordata, Mammalia, Rodentia, Spalacidae. Gene Ontology annotation, cellular component: early endosome membrane. The coding region runs from base 296 to 4954 and encodes 1552 amino acids. The record is from RefSeq and is a predicted model, not a curated record. Gene Ontology annotation, molecular function: metal ion binding. The transcript has 19 exons. Gene Ontology annotation, biological process: protein targeting to lysosome; endosomal transport.